Molecule: messenger RNA, 2336 nt
Organism: Carcharodon carcharias (great white shark)
Lineage: Eukaryota; Metazoa; Chordata; Chondrichthyes; Lamniformes; Lamnidae
Product: integrin alpha-M-like
Exons: 19
Biological process (GO): cell-cell adhesion; integrin-mediated signaling pathway; cell-matrix adhesion
Cellular component (GO): external side of plasma membrane; integrin complex
Molecular function (GO): integrin binding
Source: RefSeq, a predicted model, not a curated record
GAUGCAGUGGUACUGGGAACGCCGGGUGCGUACGGAUGGAAUGGUGGAAUGCAGUUUUAUCACAAAGAGCAGAAAUCAUUUAUCAACAUCACCACUACAGACAAAGACAGCAAAAACGGUUACUUAGGAUACUCUGUCCAGGAGGCCAUUCGGUCCGGGUUGGUGUUCUACGCGGUGGGUGCCCCACGCUAUCGGCACACUGGAGAAGUGAUCAUCUUCCAGCGAAGCAGGACUGGCAGCUGGAAGGAUGUACAACACAUUCCAGGAGAGCAGAUUGGCUCAUACUUUGGUUCUGAAAUUUGUACCCUCGAUGUGACUGGAGAUGAUCAGACGGAUUUUCUUCUGAUUGGAGCUCCUCUGUAUCGAGAUGAAAGAUUCGGGGGCAUAGUGAUCAUCUGCACAAUGAGUCCCAAGGGGAAUUUCUCCUGCCGCUGGUCCCUCCGAGGGGAUGCAGGAAAUGGGUUGGGACGCUUCGGCAGUGCAAUCGCAGGCCUGAGGGACUUGAAUGGGGAUGGCCUGGGCGAUGUGGCCAUUGGAGCGCCGCUGGAGGAGGAUCAUCGCGGGAGCGUCUACAUCUACCAUGGCCAGAGGGAUGGAAUCAAUCCCAGAUAUAGCCAGCGCAUUGAAGGUGUGAAGCUUUCCCCCGGCCUGAAGUACUUUGGGCAGUCUCUCAGCGGUGUGAUGGACGUGAGUGGGGAUCUGCUGACUGACCUGGUGGUUGGAGCUCUCGGGACAGUGACAGUUUUUCGCUCCCGACCUGUCCUGAAUGUCUCCAUCACAUUUGCAGUCAACCCACAGCAAAUCCCCUUUGAGGCUUACGAAUGUCACCGACGCACCCUACCAAAUAGACCACUCGGUAACAUCACCGUGUGUUUCACAAUGUCAAGACUUGUGGCCGAUAACUGGGGCGAACUCAAAGCCAACAUCACAUACAGUUUGCUCCUGGAUGUGGGACAUCAGAAGGGGAGGGCUAUCUGGCAAAGCAUGUCCAGCAGGCUGACCAAGAGCCUGCAGCUGUCCACGGUGAAGCAGAAAUGUCGGGAAUACAACAUUCUCUUACAGAAUUGUGUCAAGGAUUACUUUGAUCCAAUUGAGUUCUCACUUAACUUCACUCUGGCUGGUGAGGUCAUUCCUGGGAGCAAGGGGCUGCGACCCAUUCUCAACAAGUACAGCAAAACAUCACAGAAAUACGAGCUCCCAUUCGAGAAGGACUGUGGAGUGGAUAAUGAGUGUGUGGACUAUCUGAGAGUCGCCUUCAACUUCUCAGGGGGUGACGUGGUGGUGAUUGGACAGACGAUGGUGUUGAUAGUGACUGUGGUUCUGCAAAAUGCUCAUGAAGACUCCUCCAACACACAACUCAACUUCAUCCAUCCCAGCCGCCUCUCCUUUAAAAAGAUCACCAUGGUGCAGACAUCUGGUGUUCAUGUUGUGUGCCGUGAUCUGCAGAAUGAGGGAUGGGUGGAGUCUGGAAGAUUAAGCUGUGGUGUGAAUCAUCCAGUCUUCAGGAAGGGUUCUCAUGUGGCUUUCAACGCAGAAUUCGACAUCUCCCUGACUGGGAGUGAGGAAAGGACAGCAAAUUUCACCAUUACAGCUUCCAGUGAAAACUCUCUGCGAAUUACCAACGAGAGUUCCUUUACGCGCAACAUGAUACUUUACUACGCAGUGAACGUUGUGAUCUCCGGGAUUGAAUACACGCGACACGUUAGCUUUGCAGCUGGACGGCAGGAGGCACGGCUGGUCAAACACUCCUACCAGGUGGAAAAUCUGGGCAAGCGAUCACUCCCCUUGCAGGUGAGGUUCACAGUCCCGGGAAGGAUUGGCACCAACACACUGUGGAAUGUCACAGUGUCCGAGCGAAAACCGGGUAACCGUUCAUCCUGCCAGCUGCCUGUCAAGAGCUUGGCAAAGGUGCAGACAGAGGCACCAAGGGGCCCACAGGACUACCUUAUGUUGGACUGUGGGAUUGCACAGUGCCUGGAGCUACAGUGUGAGGUCGCAGCGCUGGAGGAUCAUGGAACGGUGAUUUUCGAUAUCCAAGGGGAGUUUAUGUCAGCGGCACUUGCUGAGACGAAACAAUUGGGACUUGUUCCUGCUCAAGACAUUCAGUCAUCCUGGAAAUUGCCCAAUUCAUUACAUGGCCGCCAGGGGCCAACAUUCGUAGAGACGCUCUCCGAAAUCCAGACGCUGACAGAUUACGUGACCAGCGAGCAGGAAGAUGACAGAAACGUCUUGACCGGAACAAGUUCCAAUUGUUUCGUCUUGGAGGCCGAAGGUGCAAACUGCAAUUCGGACUCAUUUGACCCAGCAGCGGAGACGAUUGGAAUAGGCAGCUGGGG